GAUAGAGAGCGCUAAAGGCUUGACCGGAAAUGAAUGUAAACAAACUACCUGCUUGUUCCUCGUUUGUUGGUCAUUGGGAAACGGUAUGCAGUGUGUGGUAGAGGAGAAACCAAACAAAAGAAGGGUCUGAUGUCAUGUUUCAACAGUGUUGAAUAUGACAUUAAUGCCAGGAGUCCAGGGUCUGCUAGGCCUUCACAGAACCCUUGUACCAGCUUUUCGCCGCUUUGUCUUAUCUCCCGCCCAGCAGACAUCUGUCGGUCUUCCCAGGGGGCUUUGCACCGUCACUGCACCCCUCAGCGACUCAAAGCCUUCAGUGGGGCCUGAGAAUGAGUCCUUGCUGGAGAGCUUGACCUUCAUGGGGGUGGACGUGAAAAUGGUGCGCCAGCGCCAACCGGGAGUGCUUCGCAAGAUCAUCACCAAUGAGCAAGGUCUGGCUCACUUUCUCCAUGGCAAAGGCGCCAGCCGCAAAGUGGUGGCCGGCAUCAUCUCCCGGUACCCACGAGCCAUCACUCGCUCGGGAAAGCACUUAGAGCAACGCUGGGCGAUGUGGCGGAGUGUCUUCAAGAGCGACAGCGAAAUCGUCAGCAUUCUGGACCGCUCGCCCGAGUCCUUCUUCCGUUCGAGCGACAACGACAACCUGGAGAAGAACAUCGUGUUCCUGGGCUCGCUGGGCCUCAACGCCAAGGACCUCCACCGCCUGCUGACCACGGCGCCACGGACCUUCUCCAACAGUGUCGAGCUCAACCGUCAGAUGGUGGAGUUCCUGGAAGAUGUGUGCGCCGUUGGUGGAGAAGACCCUGGGCAGUUCGCCAAGAUAGUGAUUUCCCGAAACCUCUAUAUCCUCAUCCGCAGCACCAAGAGGGUGAAGGCAAACAUUGACUUCCUCAAGGUGACUUUCAAGAUGAGUGAUCCGGAGCUGCUAGCUCUGCUGCAGGGUGCUGGGGCAGAAAUCCUGGACCUCUCUAACGAGUACCUGAAGAGAAACCUCAAGAUGCUUCAGGAGAAGCUGGCGUCUCUCGGCUGUCGGAAAGUCGACGUCAAGAAACUGAUCGUCUGCUACCCCACUGUGCUGUUCAUCGGGUCGGAUACGCUGAGUUCAAAACUGGACUGUCUAUUAAAGGGAGGGAUCACUAUGAGGCAGAUACUGGAGAAACCUAAAGUCCUGGAGUACAGCACGCAGAACAUCACAGGGCGACUGGAGGAGCUGCAUAAACUCCGGUUUGACUUUGAAAAGAACGGCAUCAACAUUCUGGACUCUAGCCGAAAACGUUUCGACGCCAAGUUGGAAAGACUGGCUCUCUCGACAGAGGAAUGAGUUGUAUCGACAUUUGGGUUAUGCUUAGAAUGAAUCAGACAUUUUUUUGCACUAGAUUUUUUCAUUGCUGCCUGAAGCAUAACCUCUACAUAUCACUGUCCUCCUCCUAAACUAUAGGAUUUGAUUGUGCAUAGCUAUAAUAAGCAAGGUAUACAUACGGUAGGUAAAAACAAGUCAAUGAUAAAGAGAAUCAUGUCAGUAUCAGGAAACAUUUAUUUUAAUUUGAACCAAAAAGAGUAUGUAAAGUAGUGUCAUUAUAUUUGAACUAUGAUUUAGAUUUUUACGUAAGCUAACAAACUGUGUAUUGUAAUACUGUGUCAAUGUAUUUCUCAUGAUUGAUUCUGAGGCACCUUAUUGAACUUACCAAUGGUUUUACAGAACUGUAAACUACCAAGAGGCAUCAGUACACUGUUUUCACUGACAGAUUCUCAAACUUCUUUUUUGCCAGAUGAGCUGUCUGAUGAGAAAUCAGCCAAACUCCUUUCUUCCUAGCUUACUGUGCAUUCGGAAAGUGUUCAGACUCCUAGACUUUUUACACAUUUUGUUACGUUACAGCCUUAUUCUAAAAUUGAUUAAAUGAAUACAAAUCCUCAUCGAUCUACACACAAUAGCCAAUAAUGAC
Oncorhynchus gorbuscha (pink salmon) is the source of this 1937-nucleotide messenger RNA. RefSeq names its product transcription termination factor 1, mitochondrial-like. Gene Ontology annotation, biological process: termination of mitochondrial transcription; regulation of DNA-templated transcription. Gene Ontology annotation, molecular function: double-stranded DNA binding. Lineage: Eukaryota; Metazoa; Chordata; Actinopteri; Salmoniformes; Salmonidae. Gene Ontology annotation, cellular component: mitochondrial matrix. The record is from RefSeq and is a predicted model, not a curated record.